Messenger RNA from Raphanus sativus (radish), 783 nucleotides. RefSeq lists its product as uncharacterized. Bases 71 to 475 code for a protein of 134 amino acids. The record is from RefSeq and is a predicted model, not a curated record. Lineage: Eukaryota; Viridiplantae; Streptophyta; Magnoliopsida; Brassicales; Brassicaceae. The transcript has a single exon.
CCUUAUUAUUCUAUCUGUUCUACUUUCUCUCAGAACUUGCUUUAGCUCUAACACAUAGCAAUAGCACGAGAUGAGAACCCCAACAUCAUUACUUACAUUCAACCAGAAGAUUGUGCUGCAUUGCAAAAAACUCCUGAUCAGACUCACCAGUAACCGUCCCAGACGCCAUUACCGACAUUUGAAACUUCACAAGACUUCAUCAUCAUCAUCAUCGUCUGAGAAGAAACCCACCAGAGUAGUGUCUUCUUUUUUCCUUACCUUCCAAAAGAAGAAGCAGAAGAAGGAGAAGAUAAAGCGGCUUAACGAGCUCAGGAGUUUCUCCGAUUCCGUGAGUGAUAAGAAGGCUGAAUCAAGAAAGAAGGCAUUUCCAUCUAGUCUCAAGACAUCUUGCAUUGGUCAAGGUAAGGCACAUUCACAAAAAGUCUCACAAGAUCUUGAUGCACCUAGAAACAGCACAACCGCAUUCCUCCCAUGAGUGAUAAUGAUAACUUCUUGAUCUGAUGUUGACGUUGUAGAAUCUCUCUAUGUCAAUAGUUUUUACAACUAGUUCUCUCUAAGAAUGUAUUAUGAAUCCAAAUUAAAUUCUUUGUAGUGCGGAUCUUGAUAAGAUUUAUGUGUAUGAUUUUAAAAUAUAUAUCAGGAAGAAGACUUUGAAUUGGAAUCAGAAAUGAUUAAAGUACAAGAAUCCAGAUAAUUUUUUUCCAAACGGAAGAGAAGAUAGACAUCAAUAGCUUUUGUAUACAUCUAUCUAUCCCUAAAAGCACGGACCAAUGGCUUCAUUCC